Nomascus leucogenys (northern white-cheeked gibbon) is the source of this 1478-nucleotide messenger RNA. RefSeq names its product Epstein-Barr virus induced 3 (gene EBI3). Gene Ontology annotation, molecular function: cytokine receptor activity; cytokine binding. Gene Ontology annotation, cellular component: membrane; signaling receptor complex; external side of plasma membrane. NCBI's taxonomy places the organism in Eukaryota, Metazoa, Chordata, Mammalia, Primates, Hylobatidae. Gene Ontology annotation, biological process: cytokine-mediated signaling pathway. The record is from RefSeq and is a predicted model, not a curated record.
CUCCAUGUCCCCAAGCCCCUGCCUGCCUGGGGUUUCCCCCGCUUCAGGGCAGCGGAAGGAAGGCCAGCAGGACAUGCUGUGCUGGGAAAAGCCAGCAGGUCUCCACUUCUCCCUUUCACAGCCUCCUCCCCCUGCCCCCACUCUCGGGGCCUUCCGAGCAGGGGUGGCCUGUGCUCCCCAGGGGGCUGGGGCUCCUCCACACCCUAAUUCAUCUCCCUAGCAGCCCCACGAGCCCCACCAGUGAGUCAGACCUGAAGGAAGUCGGGGAUGGGGCGGGCCUUGACCCUGGGCUGGGCUUUCCCCUGGGCAGGUCCCAAGUCCUCACCUCCCCUCUCAAGUCUCCCACGACGUUCCCACCCCCGCUCCUGAGAGCAGAGCUGGCCACAGCCAUGACCCCGCAGCUUCUCCUGGCCCUUGUCCUCUGGGCUGGCUGCCCGCCCUGCAGUGGAAGGAAAGGGCCCCCAGCAGCUCUGACGCUGCCCCGGGUGCAAUGCCGAGCCCCUCGGUACCCGAUCGCCGUGGAUUGCUCCUGGACCCUGCCGCCUGCUCCAAACUCCACCAGCCCCGUGUCCUUCAUUGCCACGUACAGGCUUGGCAUGGCUGCCCGGGGCCACAGCUGGCCCUGCCUGCAGCAGACGCCAGCGUCCACCAGCUGCACCAUCACGGAUGUCCAGCUGUUCUCCAUGGCUCCCUACGUGCUCAAUGUCACCGCCGUCCACCCCUGGGGCUCCAGCAGCAGCUUCGUGCCUUUCAUAGCGGAGCACAUCAUCAAGCCCGACCCUCCAGAAGGCGUGCGCCUAAGCCCCCUCGCUGAGCGCCAGCUACAGGUGCAGUGGGAGCCUCCCGGGUCCUGGCCCCUCCCAGAGAUCUUCUCACUGAAGUACUGGAUCCGUUACAAGCGUCAGGGAGCUGCGCGCUUCCACCAGGUGGGGCCCAUUGAAGCCACGUCCUUCAUCCUCAAGGCUGUGCGGCCCCGAGCCAGGUACUAUGUCCAAGUGGCGGCUCAGGACCUCACAGACUAUGGGGAACUGAGUGACUGGAGUCUCCCCGUCACUGCCGUGAUGAGCCUGGGCAAGUAGCAAGGGCUUCCUGCUGCCUCCAGACAGGACCUGGGUCCUCGCCACCCUAAGCCCCAGGACACCUGUUGGAGGGCGGAUGGGAUCUGCCCAGCCUGGGCGCGAGUCCUUGCUUUGCUGCUGCUGAGCUGCGGGGCAACCUCAGAUGGCCGGUUUUUCCCUUUAAGCCUCAGUUUCUCUAGCUGAGAAACAGAGAUAUACUACUCUCUCCUUUACCACAGUGCGGGGCUGACUGAAUUGUCACUGUGAGAUAUUUUUUAUUGUUUAAUUAGAAAAGAAUUGUUGCUGGGCUGGGCGCACCUGUAAUCCCAGUUACUGGGAAGCCGAGGUGGGCCAGGAGCUCGAGACCAGUCCAGGCCACAUAGCAAGACCCCAUCUCUAAAAAAUUAAUAUAAAAUAAAU